GAUGGAGUCAUUUAUCACUUUUACAAAGGAAGAGGAGAAAGCUCAUCAACGGUAUGUAAAUAGGAUCAAUUGAAGUUUCUGGGAACUGACCACCUACCCCUCCCCUAAGCUAACAUUAACACUUACUUCUCACUUAAGGCAAAAUGUUGGCUUAGGGGAGGGGUAGGUACUAAAUAAUAAUAAAUAAUACUAAAAAUCAGAGGCGGAUCCAGACCUUCAGAUAAGGGGGAGCCCGAUCAUGCAGACCCUGUGAUAAGGAGGAAGAUGGGGUGGCCGGUCUCGAAAAAAAAUUUUAGGCCCCUAAAAAAAAGGGGUCCCGGGGUCCCUCCCCUGGAUCCGCCUCUGGAAAUGGACACUUCGCCCGAUGGAAGGUAAUCCGGAUUCUGGGCCUCGGGAAAUUGUUCCUUGUGGAAUCGAAUUUCCUUGAAUUUUUUUUUUGUGGAAUCCGGAAUCCUGGACUUUGGAAUCCAGAAUCCAGCUCAGUGCGUUUGGAAUCCCGCUAACGAUUGGAAUCCGAAAUCCAAGUUCCUCCGUUGGUUCUUCCCUUGUUGGAGAGGUUUUUCUCCGGUUUUUCGCUCUCGUAAAAAUCCAACACUUCCAAGUUUCAAUUCGAUAUAGAACUCACGGACACGUUUAAAUGAAUUCUUAAGAACUCCUAAGGGCUUAUAGCAGUCACGAGAUUUCUUAAUUAACUUUUCUUGCUUUAGAUUUUUGAUGGAAACCAAGAUAGUAACACCAUUGUGUAUAACAAGUUGAAUUCGCCAAUCAUGGUACGCCUGGUUCGGUUAUUGCCAAUAGAGUGGCGCAAUCACAUAUGUCUCAGAAUGGAGAUCUACGGCUGUCCAGGUAAUAAGCCGGUUAACGGUUAUUAAACUGUUACUAUCAAUUAAACCAUAUAUGCUGAAGUCAACGAACAUUUUGGUCGGUCAUUACCUGGGAUAAGUCAAAGUACAGAUGCACGGAUGACAUUAUGGAAGCUUUUUCAACUGUUUCGUCCCACAAGCAUGAUCAUUCGCCAUGUUCUAAAAGAGUGAAAAAAACUGGGUACGAUAUACGACCACAAAGUUUUUUGGGAUCGUUUGGAGGCACAGCGUGAAAAGCAACAAACAUGUCGUAACGCUACAUGUCGUUACAAACUGCAAUGAUAAGUUAAGAAAUACAACUAUUCUUCACUCAUAAUGUACUACAGAGUUCCCAAAGAGCCUAAUGCACCUAGUAUGUCUCCUUUAGUCAGAGUAACCUUUACAGCGUUUUUAAGAGGUGACCUGUUGCUCUCCGCCUUGUUUUUGCUCUGUAUUUAUAUCAUCCGCUGUUAUUACUUUGAUCUGUAACUAUAUUGUCCUACUGUCAAGGGUCCUCUACUAUAAUGCUCCAACAUUUUAAUUUCUACUUAUCGUUAUUGACUGUAUUACAGGUUGUGUAGCUCCACUUGGUAUGGAAAAUGGAGCAAUCUCUGAUGCCCAGAUAAGUGCCUCUUCUCAGUGGCAUGACAAUAAUGGUCCACAUAGAGCUCGAUUGAAUAGGAAACAAGAAGGAAAAAAGAAGGGAGCCUGGAGCUCUUUAAAAAAUGACAUUUAUCAGUGGCUUCAGGUUGAUCUUGGAACAUAUACCACAGUGACUCGCAUAGCGACUCAGGGUAGAAGUGAUAUGGAGCAAUGGGUUACCAAGUACAGGUUACAGUACAGUGAAGACGGAGUGAACUUCCAUUGCUACAAAGCACUAGCUCAAGAUUCAGCAAAGGUACGCCCAGAUAGUAUUCUUCUCGCCUCAUUUUACGUAAUCCGGAUAAUUCCGGAAUUCGGCAAAUUUUUGCUUAAUCCGUGAUCCGGCAAGACGGUGAUACUUGUGGAAUCCGAAACCCUGUUACGAAGGUCUCAAUGGGGUGGUGGCCUUUACGGUUAUCGGCUAAAAUUUUGGCUCUUUUACGGCUAUCGGUUAAUUUUUUUCGGUUACGGUUAACGAAAAAGUUAAAAAUUAACUUUUUUUGUUUCAAAAAAUUAAAUAUUAAUUAACCUUUUUUUUUUUUUUUUUUUUUGAAUAAAGGUCUUCGGAUCAUCUCGGGAUGAAAUAAGCUAUUCUUUGAAAAAUUUUAACAUUUGAUAGAUCAUACUUUUCCUAAAGUAUUCCACUUCUAAUAUUAUUUUACACUUAGAAAUGUCAACAGUCAAUUUAAAAAUAAUCUUUGUGAAAAAGCAAAAGCAGACACGCGAACGCCCAACUCAAGGCCGGGGCGCGACAUUCAUUAUAACAGAAAUGGCCGUUUUCACACUAGAGAAAGAUUAUUCGUGUGAGAUGGGUUAUCCGUUUGAUGAUUCGCGUCAGAUAGGUAAUACGUCUUAGUUUGAAAAGGGAAUAGUUUUAAUUUUGAAUGAACAAUCCGCCUGACUUUUGAAGACGGGAUUAUCCGUUCCAGAUAACCUGUGUACAGCCGUCCCAUCCACUCAGAAAAUUUCGGAGAAGGGAUGUCUGUGGGGAGGACGCGACUGUACACAGGCUAGUCUAAGACGGAUGAUCCAUUUCUAGCUCUAGUGUGAAAACGGCCAAUAACAAAAUUCCCGUGACCAGUGUUUUUAAUGAUAGUGAAGGACUGUACGGAACCACUGUCUGCCAUUGCCUUGUCCGUAGGCCGCAUUAUUCCGUGCGGCUAAUGCGUUUCGGGUCACGUGGUCUGAGCGAGUUCGCCGGACUUAAUUAGGUACCUUAAGAAGAUUAUUCAUCCUUUUCGAAACAUCGCUGAUUGCACGCGUGAAUACGGUCAAACCUCUAUUUAACCGCCUCCUAUUACGCAGUCAUUCUCUGCGGCCAAAAUCGUCAGAAAAUCGCUGUAAGUAGAAACUCUAUUAAGCAUUACUUAGGUCUCCUCAUAGAGAGUGGCACCUUACCACUAGACUAGACUGUAUCUUAUCCCACUUACAGCGGAGCUGUCGCGCGCUUUGGUGCACCAUGGGUACGAAAAUUUGGUCAGCUAUGCAUCCAAAAAAUUUCGGUUCUGACAAAAUUGUCUGUCCGUACGUCAGUCCGUAGGUACGUACGUCCGCUCCAUCAUGGUAGCGGAUAUGGAAUGUCUUAGUUUCUAGCUUAAAAUCCAAGGUGUAUACGAAUUGUGUUUAACUUGAUACUGGGCAUCCAUGUUGUUAUCAAUCGACAGCUAUUAAAAUAAGGUAUCCGCUGACUAGUGUCACAUGACUGUAUCGAGGGCUCAAAUGUACAACUCGGUGAGGUGACGUUUUCUUUUUAAGUUCUCCACCUACCACAUAUGGUAUUCAAGUGAUCGCAGGCUCAGAAAACUUUACUUCAGAAAGACUUUCUCUUAAACGUUCCCACGAGAGCUUCGCUUUUGGCCAUGGCUAAAUCUAUUUAGUAAAAUCCAACUAGUGGUCUAUUAUCAAUGCUACGUUCUGAUUGGUUGAGCUACUACUAGGCUACAUGUUAUAGCCCACUAUUAGCGAAAAGCGCUGACUCUUUGGCGGCAAAAAAGGAUUAAAGUCAAGAUUUAACUAGCUAAAGUUGUUUUGUCUCGAUAUUUUUUACCAACUGGUUGGAUUUUACUAAAACAAUUAUUCCUCUUGCCCUCAUGGCCUCUGAGUCAAUAGCCCAUGAGGUCGAAGGCCGAAUGGGCUAUUGACUCAGAGCCCAUUCGGGCUCGAGGAAUAAUUGUUAAAUAUUACUUUAUAGUGAUAAAUUUAUGUUCCAAAGUGGGAAGAUAGUAUGACCUUUCGAACAACCAACAGAAUUUCCUUAUAUUUUACAUAUUCUGCUUGGUCUUUAAAGUGUUACCCAAUAUACACUACGUGCGUGAAAUUGUUUUCUCUGAAUCACUGCAGAUUUUCCUCGCAAAUAAAGACCGUAACACCAUUGUUUACAACAUUUUGAAUCCACCUAUUACAACGCGCUUCAUCCGAAUCAAACCGAUGGAGUGGCGUGGACACAUAUCCAUGAGGAUGGAGAUCUACGGUUGUCCAGGUAUUCAAACUUACAUUGUUCGCUUACUUGCACAGUAAGACUACUUACAAUAGUUUGAAUUCGGUGCUGAUUGCAACACGCUCCAUUCAAAUCUAACCGCUGUAAUUACGCUACCACAUCUCCAUCAGGAUGAAAAUCUACGGCUUUUCAGUCGUUCAAGCUUCAGGCACUGUCCACAUAAAUAGAGGAUGGCUGAAAACACAUUUUUAGGUGAUUCGAUCGAAAUUCAAUAAUAUCCGGUUACCAUCGGCUACACGAAUUUGCAAAUCCGUUGAAUCCGAGACGAAACUACAGUGUGGAGGGGUUUCAAAAAGAUGCCGUUUCCGGUUACCGGAUUUGCUAAUUUUGUGUAAAAGGAAGGCCGAUUCGUGUUAAAAAAAUGUGGUUUAAAAAAUAUCCGUGUUCUUGUGAAUGGGGCCGUCCUUAGAUGUACGCUAUAAUGAUGCGUUCUGACUGAACGAAGCAGCUGUCUGUGGCUGUCACCAGGAGACAUGGCUGUGCGCGUGUUGUUGGAGUGUGUCACUUCCCUUGGGCAUUGAUCUUGCAUCACUACCGGUCCACUAUCUGCUUACCAGAGCCGUAGCUAGCGGUGGGGAAGUAUCCAGGGAAAGCUAAUCCAACCAAAUCAGACAAAUCUAGGUUGUACGACACUGCUUGAUUUGGAAAAUAGAACGAUCCCUUAUUCGUGGAUAGCCACCUCGUUAUCACGUGAUAACAAACACAUUGCUUGGGUAGCCUACGUGUAUAAACGUUUGUUGAGUAGCCCGGGAGUUUGAGAGAGCGGCUGGAUCUUGCUUAUUUGGGUUUUCUACAGAAAGGGACCAAACCAUGCCUAAUUAGCGAGGGUAUUAAGUUUUUUUGAUGUUUCUGCCUCUAAAACAAAUCUAGGCUGUACGACACCGCUUGGUAUGGAAAAUGGAGCGAUCCAUGAUUCUGGAAUAACCGCUUCAUCGUCACUUGACAACAAACACACCGCUACGCAAGCAAGGCUGCAUCUGACAGCUGAUUCCAGGACGGGGGGAGGGUGGUCGGCUCUUAAAGAUGACUUUUUUCAGUGGCUUCAGAUAGAACUUGGUGGUUACACAACUGUAACACGUGUAGCGACCCAAGGAGGGAAUGGACGAAACGAAUGGGUGACACAGUACAGAUUGAAUUAUAGCCGUGCAGGAAAUAUCUUCAAGUAUUAUAAGCUGAGGGAAAGCAGCUCAGCAAUGGUAAGUAUACAUAAAGCUCAGUCGUGUUCGUUAGAUUUGUGGUGAUUUGGGGGUUUUGUCAUUAACUAUAACUGCAACCUUUGACAAAGCCACUGAAGGAAAUAUUACAUAGUCUACAGGUGUAUGUGCAUCUAAAGAGGCAAACAACAUUGACUCCAGAAGUAGGGCUGUAAUAUUUGUUGGUUCGUUAAAUAUAAUAUACGUUAAAAUGCUUGGAAUGCAUUUAACGGGAUAUUUUUCUCCAGGGUUGGAAUAAGUAAUCUCGAAAGCCGUAAAGCGGUAGGAAAUAUGAUAUUAUCCAUCAGAGCUAGAGGGAGGUCGAUUGGUUUACUGUUAAUUCUAACUUAGGCUGUUCGCAGUACCCUAUUUUUCGUAAGAUCGGCCAUCUUGGUUUCAUAUUUACCGAGGGGGAGGCAGGGUCGCGGUUUCUAGCGAUAGGGGAUGGUGGACUCCUCCCAAACCGUCCUCUGCCCCCUAAGUAGAUUUGACUUUCAUCUUCAGGCUAAACUCGAAAAAUUUGAAACCAAGAUGGCCGCCCGUAACGCAGGGCGCUCGAUCUCGAUGAUCUUACGAAAAAAAGCGGUGGUGUCUAAUUCCAACGCGUCGCCGAAAACAGUUGGGGUGACCGUUGGUCAUUCAGUUUGUCCUGAUUAGCCGGGAUUUACUUGAAAUGAGAAAGUGAAAACUAGUAGGCUUGUUUUCCCCUUUUAGGUGUUUGAAGGCAAUAAAGACAGUAACAGCGUUUUUACAAACAGAAUAAGCCCGCCGAUGAGAGCACGCUACAUUCGCUUUAUACCAAUAGAGUGGUAUAAUCACAUAUCAAUGAGAGUAGAGAUCUACGGCUGCCCAGGUGUGCUUUACUUACAAAUAAUUUUCUCAGAGUUGUAUGUAAGCUAGAGUGCAGUGUGAGCGGUAAUGAUUAACUUGAAUUGGCAUGUUGAAAAUAACCGUGGUUAGCACCCUAUGGAGCGUUUAUUUGCUGAUUUACCGGCGGAAAAGAAAUAAUCCUUUGUAAUCUACCUGGGGUUUUACUUUAGUCAAAUUUUCACGCCAAAUUAGCCUUACAUUUGCCAUGGGAGUAACCACGACGGCGACGGUUGCUAAAACGUCACUAAUCAUUAAAGUGAUUUCGCACUAACUGUUUCAAACUUCACCGCGCUUCUUCCAUCACGUUCAAGUUAUCAAAUGUUGGCAAAUUUUCUGGGGUUAAAUUCUAAAACAGCUGUAUGCAAGUUCAAGUUCAGAAAAAAAUUCGUCGUCUUGCCUUAACGUCCACCACAAAAACACGAAAUUAGGCAGUUCCGACUUCGUAGUCGUGCCGACGGCAAAGAAGUGUACAAAAAAGGGGGAUGCAUGUGCAAAGUUGCCGUUUUGCUUAUAUUGCACCUAUUGCUUUUUCGCUGUUCUGGCUGCCCACGCCGUCGUCGUCGCUUAAAGGUUCCCUGUUACUAUGGUUUAGUUGUCUCGUGUAACCGCAGCUAAUAGUUCCUCUAUGAUGGUUUAUCUCCUAAUGGAUAAAUGGAUAAAUGAUUGGAUCACAAAUUGAACUUUUUAAGACAUUUUUCAUUAAAUUUUCCACUUCCAAACAGAAUAAAGAAAAAACGUAUAACCGUUCAAAAUACGAUUUGAUGACUGUUUUAGUUUCGCGUGGUCACAUUCAUUAAAAGUGUGUUACGUAACGCACUUACGGAUAGUUUUGCUUGAGCUACGACUUUCAGUUCAAACAUACCGCCCCAAAAAAUGAACUGUACUAUCGCACCAUACAGAUUGUAUAGCACCACUUGGUAUGGAAAAUAAGCAAAUAUCAGAUGCCCAGAUCAGUGCAUCUUCAAUGUCUGAUGACAAUAGCUCUCCAAGCAAGGCCAGGCUACACCUCAAAGAAGAGCAAAACCUAACUGGAGGGGGUGGGUGGAGUGCCAUUAAAAACGAUCUCCACCAAUGGCUACAGGUGGACCUUGGAGGUUACAGCACAGUAACACGUGUAGCGACUCAGGGAAGGACUGGGUCCAUUGAGUGGGUGACCAAUUACAAGUUACAGUACAGUGAUGAUGGAAUGAACUUUCAGUUUUACAAAGAACAUGGAAACAAAUCAGCUAAGGUACCUUCACACACGUAUAUGCAAAAUACUUUAAAGGCAACCAGAUGUUUUUAAAUCAGUUCUCUUUUCCAACAAGCUAGGCUACUUCGAUCGCCCAAUAUGUUUUGAUUAGACCCUGUGUGAAGUCAUAACCUGUUUUCUAUGGCAACAUAGCUGGUAAACACUGAAUAUAUUGUGAACAAGCGAACUGAGAGACUUGUUGGACGCUUAUUUGUUCUUAGGGUUAAGGUUUAUGGUUUCACUGUUUAAUUGCUUAUUACAGGUUUUCACUGGAAACGGCGACAGUGAUACUGUUGUGUAUAAUGCACUGAGUCCACCAGUCACUACAAUGUUUGUUCGUGUAUUGCCUAUGGCUUGGAACAGUCGUAUAUCUAUGAGGAUAGAGCUGUAUGGUUGUCCAGGUAAUUUGAGUAAGUUA
Molecule: messenger RNA, 7693 nt
Organism: Porites lobata
Lineage: Eukaryota; Metazoa; Cnidaria; Anthozoa; Scleractinia; Poritidae
Source: the annotation of a GenBank genome assembly